Messenger RNA from Syngnathoides biaculeatus (alligator pipefish), 1725 nucleotides. RefSeq names its product vesicular glutamate transporter 1-like. Gene Ontology annotation, molecular function: neurotransmitter transmembrane transporter activity; L-glutamate transmembrane transporter activity. Gene Ontology annotation, biological process: monoatomic anion transport; transmembrane transport; neurotransmitter loading into synaptic vesicle. Bases 1 to 1725 code for a protein of 574 amino acids. Gene Ontology annotation, cellular component: synaptic vesicle membrane; excitatory synapse. The record is from RefSeq and is a predicted model, not a curated record. Lineage: Eukaryota; Metazoa; Chordata; Actinopteri; Syngnathiformes; Syngnathidae. The transcript has 13 exons.
AUGGAGAUCCGGCCGGACAGGUUUAAGGCCGUGGCUGCCAAAACUCUGGGCAAAAUUUAUGGAGCUCUCGAGAAGAAGCAGGAGAACGGCGAGACCAUCGAGCUGUCGGCCGAGGGUCGCCCGGAGCUGGCGGAGGAGAAGGAGAUGCCCGUGGUGGACUGCACGUGCUUCGGCCUGCCGCGCCGCUACAUCAUCGCCAUCCUCUCCGGCAUCGGCUUCUGCAUCUCCUUCGGCAUCCGCUGCAACCUGGGCGUGGCCAUCGUCAGCAUGGUCAACAGCCACACGGCCUACAGGGACGGCAAGGAGGUCGUAGUGAAAGCCCAGUUCGACUGGGAUCCGGAGACGGUGGGCAUGAUCCACGGCUCGUUCUUCUGGGGUUACAUCGUGACACAGAUUCCCGGAGGGUUCAUCUGUCAAAAGUUUGCCGCCAACAGGGUGUUUGGCUUUGCCAUCGUAGCCACUUCUUUCCUCAACAUGCUCAUCCCAGCGGCAGCUCGCAUGCACUUUGGCUGCGUCAUCAUCGUCAGAGUGUUUCAAGGCCUUGUGGAGGGGGUUUCGUACCCGGCCUGUCAUGGCAUUUGGGCCAAAUGGGCGCCUCCUCUCGAAAGAAGUCGCCUCGCUACGACAGCCUUUUGUGGUUCUUACGCGGGCGCCGUGAUCGCCAUGCCACUGGCCGGAAUCCUGGUCCAGUACUCCGGAUGGUCCUCAGUCUUCUACGUCUACGGAAGUUUCGGAAUCACGUGGUACUGCUUCUGGAUCAUGGUGUCUUACGAAAGCCCCGCCGCCCACCCCACCAUCACGGAGGAGGAGAGGAAGUACAUCGAGGAGAGCAUCGGCGAGUCGGCUCAACAUUCGGUGUCGAAAUUCAACACGCCGUGGCGGGCCUUCUUCACGUCCAUGCCGGUCUACGCCAUCAUCGUGGCGAACUUCUGCAGGAGCUGGACUUUCUACCUGCUGCUCAUCAGCCAGCCCGCCUACUUUGAGGAGGUGUUCGGCUUCGAGAUCAGCAAGGUGGGAAUCGUGUCGGCCCUCCCCCACCUGGUCAUGACCAUCAUCGUGCCGAUCGGAGGUCAGCUCGCCGACUACUUGCGCUCCAACCAGAUCAUGACCACCACCAAUGUCAGGAAAAUGAUGAACUGCGGAGGCUUCGGCAUGGAGGCCACGUUGCUGCUGGUGGUGGGCUUCUCGCACACGAAGGGCGUGGCCAUCUCCUUCUUGGUCCUCGCCGUGGGAUUUUCGGGUUUUGCAAUCUCCGGUUUCAACGUCAACCACUUGGACAUCGCGCCACGCUACGCCAGUAUCCUCAUGGGCAUUUCCAACGGGGUGGGCACACUGUCUGGUAUGGUUUGCCCGCUUAUAGUUGGCGCUAUGACCAAGCAUAAGACACGCGAAGAGUGGCAGGGCGUGUUCCUCAUCGCGUCUCUCGUCCAUUACGGGGGCGUCAUAUUUUACGGCCUCUUCGCCUCGGGCGAGAAGCAAGCCUGGGCCGAGCCGGAGCAGCUGAGCGACGAGAAGUGCGGCAUCCUGGACGAGGACGAGCUCGCCUACGAGACCGAGGAGCUGUACCGCGGCGGCGCCGGCGGCUACGGGGCCACCACGCAGGGGGGCGACCCCAACGGGGCCGCGGGAGGCGGCUGGGUGUCGGAGUGGGACAAAAGCGAGGAGUACGUGCAGCCUGCCGGAACCAACAAUUACCUUUACGGCGGAGAGGAGGAGCUGACAUAA